Vicia villosa (hairy vetch) is the source of this 1597-nucleotide messenger RNA. RefSeq lists its product as uncharacterized. The record is from RefSeq and is a predicted model, not a curated record. The coding region runs from base 57 to 1367 and encodes 436 amino acids. The transcript has 7 exons. Lineage: Eukaryota; Viridiplantae; Streptophyta; Magnoliopsida; Fabales; Fabaceae.
GCAACUUUUCAUCUGACCGAAGAUUUGGUAUAUCAUUAGUUGGUAAAGACAACAUCAUGUCUUCUUCAGAUAGAGCUGAUAAACUCAAUCUUCAACAUUUUGAUGAAAAGAAACUUCAACAGAUGUACCUAUGUCAUAAGUUGUAUUUGAAAAAACGAUUGCUCCAGAAAAAAAACAUCAGGAAAUUUUAUAGCUACGAAGAAUUUUGUAAACAGUUGGUAGAAGUGUGUAAUCUUCGAGCAAAAUACGGACUUGAUCCACCAAAGGAACCUGCCAAGGAGCUCAUUCAAAGUGCUCCAGUCAAUACUGGUGUUGAUGCAAGAAAAAGUUACCAUGCAUCUGUUUACAGAGCCUCUCUCCAAAAUGAUGCAUCCAGGAGGAGUAAUAAACACAGUAAGGUGUCGGGAAUAGCGAAGGGAAAGGGUGAAGCUGGCGAGGGUGGUUCCAGACAACAUUGUGUGCAAGAGGUUACCAGUUCUACGAUCAACGACAGGCUCUCCGUGGAGGUGGAAGUGUGUAAUCUUCGAGCAAAAUACAGACUUGAUCCACUAAAGGAACCUGCCAAGGAGCUCAUUCAAAGUGCUCCAGUCAAUACUGGUGUCGAUUCAAGAAAAAGCUACCAUGCAUCUGUUUACAGGGCCUCUCUCCAAUCAUCUGCAUCCAGGAGGAGUAAUAAACAUAGUAAGGUGUCGGGAAAAGCGAAGGGAAAGGGUGUAGCUGGCGAGGGGGUUUCCAGACAACGUUGUGUGCAAGAGGUUACCAGGUCUACGAUCAACGACAGGCUCUCCGUGGAGAAAGGAAAGAAUAAACUUUGGCAGAACGAAGAUAGGUUAAUUCGUCCGACCCAAGGUGUGGUGAUCAAUGAGGGCAUGGAAGGCAAACGCAAGAGAGGAGGUCAUCGCGAAGUUGAUGCCGGAGGUAACGGGAAACUAAAGGGUAAGGCUAUAGGUUCUUUGGAAGCCCCCGAUGCUCAAAGCGUCGACUAUGAAUUCACAAGUAUAUCAUCCAACAACAAUAGGGUGUACACUACGAUCAUUGUGAAUCAGGAUGAAGAGUAUUGGGUUAGAGAAGUGUUUGAUGCAAAGAAGAUGCGCAAGAAUGUGAUGCAAUUUCCAGCAAAUGUGAUUGAUAGUUGCCUUCUCCGCCAAAUUUCAAACAUUGUUUUACUUGACUGUGAUAAGGGUGAACCAUACUACUGUGAGAUAAAGAAGAGGGAAGAGAAGAAGGAAACAUAUCUGUGUGGGGCGUGGUUUGAUUACGUAAGGAAAGCUGAUUUGAAGGUCGGUGACAAACUCCAUUUUGUCAUCCGAUACCCACCGGUGGAGGAAAUAUUGGUAUAUGUUGAGCGUAGGGCUGCAACCCCAUAGGGGCACCGAGGAGGAUCAUAGUUGCAAUGGUUUUUUUGAAAGUUACUAUUUGUAAUAUUAUAAUUUUAUAUUGUAAACAAUUAUGGAAGUUUAUUAAGUUUUAUUUAUAAUGUUCCAGAUACAAUGUUAGUUGUGAUGUGAAGUGAAGUAUAUUGGGUAUUUUGUAUGUGUUUGUUAAGUUUUAAUGUAAGUGAUUGUUAUUGCUGGGAAAUUUUAUGGUUGACCCCAGU